GGGCUGCCCGCGAUGAUGUAUUGUUGGCACAUUCUUGAAGCGAAUUCACCGUUGCUAUUGCAACGUUGUGUUUCACGUAACCGGUCUAUAAAUCAUCAAAUAAGAGCAACGCUUCUUUCGUUGCGGUUGAAAAAUUGCUCAAUAACGGUCAAGAAAAGGCUGAAAUAUGGCUUGCGCUGGAAAUCAUCAGCGAUUGUCUACGAAUGUUGUUAAAGCUACAAACGUCUUCUACAAAGAGCACAAUGUUACUCGAGACAAGCGAGGACAAGUUGUUGGCACGAGGGGUGGCUUUCGAGGAUGUACAGUUUGGUUCACCGGCCUUUCUGGUGCGGGAAAAACCACAAUCAGUAUGGCGUUAGAAGAUUACCUGUGUCGACAAGGUAUUCCUUCCUACACACUGGAUGGCGACAACAUGAGGACAGGGCUUAAUCGAAACUUAAGUUUCACGCCCGAGGACCGCGAGGAGAAUAUCCGCCGUGUUAGCGAAGUCGCCAAGCUGUUUGCAGACUCCGGCAUGAUCUGUCUUACAGCCUUUAUCAGCCCUUAUGCACGGGAUCGUGAAAGAGCUCGUAAACUGCAUGAGAAAGCAGGACUGCCAUUUUUUGAGAUUUUUGUGGACACUCCUUUGGAAACAUGUGAACAAAGAGAUGUCAAGGGACUGUACAAGAAAGCCAGGGAAGGACUCAUCAAAGGUUUUACUGGCAUUGACUCAGUGUACGAGCCGCCACCCAACCCAGAGCUGUGUCUCAAGUCAGGAGAAGAGCUGGUAGACGACUGCGUUCAACGAGUCAUCAAGCUGCUUGCAGACCAAGGUAUUUUGCCAUACUCAACCUACAGUGGAAUCAAAGAGCUGUUCGUUCCAGAAGAGCAGGUCGAGGAAGCCAAACAAGAAGCCGAGGAACUGCCUUCAGUUGAAAUAACUAAGUUGGAUCUUCAGUGGGUACAAGUUCUUGCCGAAGGUUGGGCGACGCCUCUUAAUGGCUUCAUGAGGGAGCGUGAAUAUUUGCAAUGUCAGCAUUUUGGACUCUUAUUGGAUGAGGGCGUGGUCAAUCAAUCCAUUCCCAUCGUGCUCCCGGUUCAGACCGCUGACAAAGAAAAACUAGAAGGAAAGGAAGCCCUUGCCCUUCGUUAUGAAGGGAAGCCAGUAGCUAUCCUGAGAAAACCAGAAUUUUAUCCUCACCGCAAAGAAGAACGAUCGGCCCGUCAAUUUGGAAUAACGCACAUCGGACACCCCUACAUUAAGAUGAUACAUGAAAGUGGAGAUUGGCUUGUUGGAGGAGACCUGGAAGCCUUGGAACGAAUCAAAUGGAAUGAUGGACUUGACAGUUACCGAAAGACUCCGAAUGAACUUCGUGCCGAAUUCCGACGACGAGAUGCCGACGCCAUAUUUGCUUUCCAACUCCGUAAUCCAGUACACAAUGGGCAUGCGUUGUUAAUGCAGGAUACCCGUCAGAAGUUACUUGAAAGAGGAUUUAAAAAGCCCGUGUUAUUACUACAUCCCCUGGGAGGGUGGACAAAGCAAGAUGAUGUUCCGUUACCAGUCCGAAUGAAGCAACAUCAUGCUGUUAUGGAAGAAGGAGUACUGGACCCAGAGAACACAGUUAUAGCUAUAUUUCCUUCACCUAUGAUGUAUGCUGGCCCAACAGAGGUUCAAUGGCAUGCCAAGGCGCGUGUGGCAGCUGGAGCAAAUUUCUUUAUUGUGGGACGGGACCCUGCUGGAAUGCCCCACCCUGACCCUAAUCCAAAGAGGGACCUUUAUGAGCAUUCACACGGUAGAAAGGUUUUAACCAUGUCUCCAGGUCUCACACAGUUAGAGAUAGUUCCGUUCCGUGUAGCGGCUUACAACACAAAGAACAAAAAGAUGGACUUCUUUGAUCCAGAACGGAAGGAAGAGUUUGAUUUCAUAUCUGGGACGCGCAUGCGUGGCUUAGCACGGGCUGGUGAGGUUCCACCGGACGGGUUUAUGGCGCCUAAAGCAUGGCAGGUCCUGUCGGAUUAUUACCGCUCCCUGAAUAAGAAUUAACGCUUGUACCCUCUAGGCACAAUGCUGUCAGUACUUUCAGUAGUGCUAUACAAUGCUACUGAUUGUAACAAGUAGUCACAAUUUUCAAUCUCUUCGGGAACUUAGGAAAAGUCUAUCAGUGAAUCGAUAUGAAAGAUACCUUACAUCGCAGGCAGUAUUUCCUAAGGUCUAGUUUACAAUAGCGACAUUACGACAUAGUUUCUUAUGUCUCAAAGUGAACAUUGAGAUAAAAGCAUAAGGAAAAGAUCAGUUUUUUAUUAUGUUGUUAUGUUCAGUCUUUUAUGUUACUAUUAUGGCAUUAUGUCAGGAAGUUCACUUUGCAAACAUCACGAUACAAUGUCCUGCUUAUGUCGUUAUUUCGCUUAUGUGAACCCGGCCUUACAAUCAUGGGAGAUAUUACUGAAUGAGAUUGUUUUAGCAGUGCAACGUUCUCGGCAAUUUUACCCAACAAUGAGGAUAAUAUUGAAUCAAAAUUUUGGGACCGUUAAACGCUUAAUUCACGUCACUAACUUUUCAUCAAACCAAGCUGAAAUUUUUAGAGUCGUGUCUGUUAAAAUUACCCUUUUAAUGGGAACUUUUUUGGAAUCGAUUCAAGUUAGACUCUUUCUUUGCUCCCGAUUCUGCAUUUCCAAUUUUCUUCAUAAUGAAACGACCACAACACAACCAUAAGCACAUGGGAACUUGGCUGUAGUGCAAUCGUAUUGCAAUUUUAUCGUAACAAUUAUUUUUAAUGUAGUUUAGGCACGCACGCAGUGGUGAAUCGCUGGGAUGUCCUAAGUAAUUAUGGGAUCGAAUGCAGGUUUCGUAAUGAAUAUUUUAGCAGGUUUAGCCAGAAAAAGUAAUAAUCCUGGCGCUAAUUUUCAAACUUGUUUAAAAAAAUACGUCCUAUAGAAAAAUUCCCUUCGUAAUUUUUACGGUAGUUCUGGGAAACACCGUUCCUUCGAUUGUACCCCCGCCAAGUCACGCAUUUCUGUUUUACAUAAUUUUAGAAGGGUAUGUUCUUUUAAGUAUUAUUAGAUAAAUACAAUUUCCUUGGUUGCAUUGUAAUGCUGUUUAACCGGGAAAUAAAAAACAUAUACGCACGAUAUUC
Molecule: messenger RNA, 3113 nt
Organism: Orbicella faveolata
Lineage: Eukaryota; Metazoa; Cnidaria; Anthozoa; Scleractinia; Merulinidae
Product: bifunctional 3'-phosphoadenosine 5'-phosphosulfate synthase-like
Biological process (GO): 3'-phosphoadenosine 5'-phosphosulfate biosynthetic process; sulfate assimilation
Molecular function (GO): adenylylsulfate kinase activity; sulfate adenylyltransferase (ATP) activity; ATP binding
Source: RefSeq, a predicted model, not a curated record